This is a messenger RNA of Actinia tenebrosa (Australian red waratah sea anemone), 1384 nucleotides long. RefSeq lists its product as uncharacterized. The record is from RefSeq and is a predicted model, not a curated record. NCBI's taxonomy places the organism in Eukaryota, Metazoa, Cnidaria, Anthozoa, Actiniaria, Actiniidae.
ACGAAGAAAGAUAUUUUUGUAAAGGACUAAAAUGGUGGUGAUUAAAAGACGAGCUAAUGGAACGGAUACUCCAAAGAAAGAGCAAGGUGACUCUACUGCAUCAUCUAAGAGCACUAGUAGAGAAACAGCUGUUCAGGAUGUUCCACCAGAGCCAGAUAAAGGAGGAAGGUGUUCUGGGGUUUUGAAGUAUAUUGUUUUAGUUCUUCUAGUUCCUGCUUUUCUGAAUCAUGCAGCUUUGUACAGAGAAGCCAUUGGGCUUAAGCCUCAAGGGGAGCUUUACGACAUUGGAUUUGGUCAGAAGAUGUUCAUGGGCUGUGUUGGACAAGGAAAGCCUACUAUCAUACUUGAUGCACCCACAGGAAUGUCCUCAGAUGCAUGGACCCUUGUUGUACCAAAGUUAGCCAGGAUUUCUACGGUUUGUUUUUUUGACAGAGCAGGGCUUGGCUUUAGCGACAGACCCUUUAUAAACAGGUCAAAAGAAAAUGUUAAAGAUAAAAACCGUGGCGCUCCAUCCACUACUGAAAGAAUGACUGAAGAUUUCCAUAGACUUUUUACAGCAUCAAGUACCCAAGCAAAACCCUUUAUUUUAGUUGGAUCAGAAAUUGGUGCAGCCAAUGCACGAUUCUAUGCACAGCUUUUCGAGGACCGAGUAGCAGGAUUGAUCUUGAUAAACCCUUUGAUAGAAGAUAUGUUUAUUGGUGAAAGGUAUCCAUGGACUGGGUUGUGGCUGAGAAAUCAUAUUUCAGGCUUACAGGCCCUUCAGUUUUCUGCAGCUAUUGGUGUCAGUCGCUUGGCCUUUAUUUUUGGUCUUAUGAAAACACCUAUUAAUCAUACUAUUGUAGCUGAUGAUGUAACUGCAAGGCAAAAGUACUUGAUGUGUAAACCAGGACACUUGAGUUCAGCUGUUGAUGAGUAUUUCUUUGCCAAUGAAAGCCUUUCUCAGUUAAAGACUUUAUCAAAACUUAAGCGCUUUGAUCCAAACAAUGUUAAAACAAGUGUUUUGAUCAGUAAAACGUAUAACAAGAGAGCUGAUGAUGUUAUAAAUAAGGAAUGGCAAACUGCCAAAGGUCUUGUUGAGAAGUUUUUUAGCAGUUCRGGAGCAGAGAACUUUAUCCAUCUACCAGGAAGUGCUGAUGCAGCUCUUUUUGAACAUUCAAAAACAAUAGCAAGUGUCAUAGAAAAACAUGUCAAGAUUUGGAGAAUGAAAAAAAACCCUCAGCAAGCACAACAGAAUAUCAAAUCUUUUUCUAUGUAAAAAAUAUGUAAGAGAAAAACUUAUUUAAAGAAUGUUUUUUAAUGAGUGGGCUAGCUGUGUUGCACCACAGUCACAGCCGGCCCAAAAGCAACAGCUGCUCUGUUAUAGGAAUAAAAGAUAUAGUACAAU